CCAAUAUAAACCAACCCUAACCCUAAUAUCUUCCCUUCACCCUCUUCUUCUUCCUCUUGCCGUCAUUUCCUCUGAAAAACCCUUAAUCUUCAAGAGAGAGAAAAUGAAGUACAACCCCAGAGUUUCCUCCUCCCGCCGAAAAUGCAGAAAAGCUCAUUUCACGGCACCUUCAAGUCUCCGCCGUGUGAUUAUGAGUUCACCACUCUCCGGCGAUCUCCGCACGAAAUACAACGUUCGUUCUAUGCCAAUCCGCAAAGAUGACGAAGUGCAAGUUGCUCGCGGUACUUUCAAAGGUCGCGAAGGGAAGGUUGUGCAAGUUUACCGGAAGAAAUGGGUGAUUCAUAUCGAGAGAAUCACACGGGAGAAGGUGAAUGGAUCGACUGUGAAUGUUGGAAUUCAUCCAUCCAAGGUUGUCAUCACCAAACUGAGGCUUGAUAAGGAUAGGAAGAGUUUGUUGGAUAGGAAGGCGAAGGGAAGAGCUGCUGCAGACAAGGAGAAGGGUACUAAGUUUACUUCUGAAGAUAUCAUGCAAAACGUCGAUUAACUUUUUGUAAUCUGAGGUAAUCUAGAAAUCUUCAGGGAUUGAGUGAUUUCUGGGUUUUAUGUUUUUUGUUUUAUGUGUUUUUUUUUGGAGUAUGAAUCGGAAUUAGUAUUGUUAUCAGAAGAAUACAUUGGAUCUUGUUUUUAUGGAUGGUUGAUUAAAGUUA
Beta vulgaris subsp. vulgaris (sugar beet) is the source of this 707-nucleotide messenger RNA. Its product is annotated as 60S ribosomal protein L26-1. Gene Ontology annotation, molecular function: structural constituent of ribosome; RNA binding. NCBI's taxonomy places the organism in Eukaryota, Viridiplantae, Streptophyta, Magnoliopsida, Caryophyllales, Amaranthaceae. The transcript has a single exon. Gene Ontology annotation, cellular component: cytosolic large ribosomal subunit; ribosome. Gene Ontology annotation, biological process: cytoplasmic translation; ribosomal large subunit biogenesis. Bases 104 to 544 code for a protein of 146 amino acids. The record is from RefSeq and is a predicted model, not a curated record.